AUGUAUGGAUGGACCCCGAAAAGGAGAGGGAUAGAGGGAGAGGGAAGAUUUCCCCGCGGGGUUUCUCGGCCUGGUGGCUUCGGUCUCGGUGUGGCGGUGCCACCGGGGUGGAAAUCUGCCACUUUCAUCGCCGAACGCACGGAACAGCGUGACCAAUGUUCACCCUUCCGGCUUGAUCCUUCCCCCCGUGUUUCGUCCACAAGUAGUUCACCCCGCAUCUCAAAUUCUCUCGAGGAAAGCCUAAUUCUCCCAAUCUGGCUGGUUAAACGAGCCACAGAACCUCCAGGGGAUUCUCCAGGGAGUUCCACUCUCAGAGCACCGACUGUAAAUGAUGUUCUUGAUGCUUUUCUACCCCAAGAUAAGUCAGAGCGCGUCCUUCUGCAUAGCUUCGCAUCCGCGGUCCGUGAAGGGUACUUGAGGUCAAUUGUUCAUCUUCCAGAAGGGCUAAAUUCUCACGGAUUUGGGUAUGGUCCUUCUGAACGCUACACAGAGCUAGACACCUGGAAGAGCACCUUGGCACCAGAAGCAAUCAUCAUUAUCCCUCGGGACACAAGUGUUGAUGACCCCCCUCAGCAAUCACCUUCCAGUAGUAAAGAAGAGGUUUCACUUGGAAAAAUUAGAGUAGUAUAUGAAGUUGACAGAGGAAGUACAUUACGGUUCAGGGUGGAGAGAAAAGAGAAACCCACUGGGAUCCGACUGCUAGAUUAUUAUCAUUUAUCUCAAGAAGCUCAAGAGCCAGAGAUAAGGGAGGCUGCCAUACGAAUAGUACAACGGACAAGUUCCGCGUGUGACAAAAUCAAGUCUGACAACAAGGACAAGACCAGAUGGGAGACUCUACAUUCUACCGGUUGGAAGCCCACUGGUGCAGGUCGGAUGAAGUUUGAUCAUGACCCUCUCAAUGGAAGGACUACAAUAUCCAUGAGCAAUGAGUUCAGUCUAACAUUUCAAGAAAGCAGAGCGGCUGAUGGAAAAACACAACAUGUGGUCACUCUUUCCCAUCAAGGCACUAAAACGGAUCAUCUGAAAGUCUUGACAAGCGGUCAGUACCAGUCUAUACAGCGAAGGGAGCAGAAUGGAAGUUGGCUACAAUGGAGGACUGAUGGUGAGAGGACUGAUCUACGUGUUGCAAAACAGUCAAAAGCGUCAAAUGAUAGGAAACUCGCAACAGAAGUCACAAAAGACGCUGAUAGCAAAGCAGACAUACAAGGAAAGUCUGUUGGUGAGAACACAGUCACAGACAAGUAUGGCAGUGAUAAUGAAACAAGAGUAGAGCAUGAAGAGGCCAAGAUUCCAAUGACCAUUCCGCUCAUGCUCCAAAUUCCUGAAUGCUGGCGACAAGAAUGUCUUGAUGGUCCCCCCAUCGUCACGUUCGACGAUCUGCCUGAGAAUCCCGAUGAGAGUCAACAGAAGUUCUGGCCAACGCAGUCAAGCACCCCUGUCAGAAGUUUCAGCUUGGACUCACGCCCUGUGACCCAGCGACACCCUGUCAGAGCUGGUGGUUUGAACGUAUUCAAAAAUGGAUCGGUGAGCCAAGCCAGACGAUCCAAUUCUCAUCGAGCAGAAACAUUGCUUGGAGGGACACGUCGUACCUCUCAUUCAAGGCAAGGAGACGCUCAGGAAUCAGCUGAUGUCGCGAGGGGACCGGAGAUUAUGGAUCGAGAUCAGCACUCCUCAUCUCCUACUCACGACUUAGACCUACCCAGUUCUACUCUGACGGCUGCGCAGUCCCCUGACAUUAAUCAGCAUGAGCAGGACAAGCAGGACGAGCGUGAUCAGCAGAGUGGGCUGCACAGUAGCACAGAAACCAUUAGACAGUAA
Molecule: messenger RNA, 1818 nt
Organism: Tremella mesenterica DSM 1558
Lineage: Eukaryota; Fungi; Basidiomycota; Tremellomycetes; Tremellales; Tremellaceae
Exons: 3
Coding region: 1-1818 (605 amino acids)
Source: RefSeq, a predicted model, not a curated record